Molecule: messenger RNA, 666 nt
Organism: Dromiciops gliroides (monito del monte)
Lineage: Eukaryota; Metazoa; Chordata; Mammalia; Microbiotheria; Microbiotheriidae
Gene: ARMH2
Product: armadillo like helical domain containing 2
Exons: 2
Coding region: 1-666 (221 amino acids)
Source: RefSeq, a predicted model, not a curated record
AUGGCUAAGGAAAAAAAUAUUUGCCAACGCUGUUUGGAAGUGGUGAUUGGCAUAUUCACAAAGAUGUUUUCUGUCUUUAAAAAUAUUGGCAUGCCUAAGGUGAAAGAAAAGAACAGCAAUGUAGCUGAAAGCAUUUUUCACAAAGAAAAAAUCGCAAUACUUGGCUAUCAGUUGAAGAAUAAAACUCUGCCCAUUGAGAAGAGAGCUCAAGCUGCCCAUAAAUUGGGUCUGUUGGCUUUCACAGGAGGACCAAUGGCAGCAAAAUGGGUGUCCGAUUACAUGCAUGAUGUAGUUUCAAUCUUGCAGAAAGGCAAUAUUCCUCCUCAUGUUAAGGUCUUGCUACUGGAGAGCAUGUCAUCUUGGUGCUACAUAAACAUUGCUGGCCAAAAGAAAAUCAAAAUCAUAAACAUUAUUCCCCUACUUGUGUCUUUUCUAGAAGAAAUGCCUGAGAAUCCCCAUUCUAAGGAGUCCGAACUGCCUGUUAAAUUCUGGUCUUGCUAUCUUCUUACUGUCAUUAUUUGUAACAACAUUCCAGCCAUUCGAGAUCUUGGGGAAUAUGAACAUUUGAAGUAUUUACUCCAAAUCCUGGCAAGUGAGAAUUGGCAGGGAUGGCCUGAGAAUUUUGCUGAAGUCUUGUUCUUCCUGAUGGGGUACCACAGGGAUUAG